AUGGAGUUUCUGGAAAAUUUCAAGAUGUCGUAUCGUGCUUGGAUGCCACCAUAUAUUUCAAAUACAACACCAACCCAAUGCGGGAUAAGCAGAAAUAGCCACAUCAGAAACAGCAACGACAGAAACAGGAACAACAGAAACAGCAACGAUAGAAACAGCAACAUCAGCAACAGUAACGACAGAUAUAGCCUCAACAGGAACAGCAAUGACAGAAACAGCAACGAAAGAAACAGUAACAUCAGCAACAGCAACGACAGAACAACAACAUCAGCAACAGCAACGACAGAAACAGCAAUGACAGAAACAGCAACGACAGAAAUAGCAACGACAGAAGUAGCAACAUCAGCAACAGUAACGACAGAAAUAGCCACAACAGAAACAGCAAUGACAGAAAUAGCAACGACAGAAGUAGCAACAUCAGCAACAGCAACGACAGAAACAGCAAUGACAGAAAUAGCAACGACAGAAGUAGCAACAUCAGCAACGACAGAAACAGCAAUGACAGAAACAGCAACGACAGAAAUAGCCACAACAGAAACAGCAACGACAGAAACAGCAACGACAGAACAACAACAUCAGCAACAGCAACGACAGAAACAGCAAUGA
Ylistrum balloti is the source of this 606-nucleotide messenger RNA. Its product is annotated as conserved oligomeric Golgi complex subunit 8-like. The record is from RefSeq and is a predicted model, not a curated record. Lineage: Eukaryota; Metazoa; Mollusca; Bivalvia; Pectinida; Pectinidae. The transcript has 2 exons. Bases 1 to 606 code for a protein of 201 amino acids.